AUGUCAAACGUACUCCAGGAAGCCAACCGACGAAAAGGUGUGAAGCUCAACGAGUCCCUAAAGCGAGCAGAACCCACUGGACGACUUUUGCACAUGACAGGGAAAAAUGGAAUGUUUACUAGUGCACGAGUUACUCGACGACCAACGGUACUUCGGGUGACAGUACUUCAUGGCACUUCAUGUCCUUUGGAAGUUCUUUUAUUAAGUGCGAUGAAGCAGUUCUAUGAGAAACACAACAAGUCAAACGGUUUGUGGGCGACGUUCAGUGUGACCGGUUCGACUACCAUUUGCGGUGUGUGCGCUACUUCCACUGUCCUUUACCGUGAUCGUGAUUUGGACAAGAUUAAAGACGCCUUUAACGAAGUUUUUACAGUGGAACUAUUCAGCCUUCAAAUUGUCGAAAUCGAGGAUCUGAGAAAAUUGAUGUCCAUGGUUCGUUUACAAGACCAAAAUCUUGUUCGCCUCAACGAUGCUAGGGCACCUGUAUAUUCAUCGGAGGUCGCGCUAAUGGCCAGGAAUUUACGCGAUGAAAUCGAACUUGCUAACUCGGAUUUUCUUCUGGCUAUGAGGAAUAUUUUAGACGAGAAUGAAAAUUCGUACUUGAACGGGAAGACAAGGAUCGAUAAGAAAGAAAAUCGGUGUCUGGAAGAAGCAGAGACGAAGGUUAAAGACAGUCUUCUGAACAACGAAAGUGUCUUUUCGCAAAGUUCAUCAACGGAUUCAUUGGAGCAACCUUUAUCGCCUAUCGAUAAUCUAUCGCAAUCAUCCGCUUCUAGUGAAAAUUCCUGUGAUUGUGAGGAGAGCGCCGUUGAUGGUGAGCAGCUUGCUCCACGUAAAAGAAAUAACGUUUCCAAAUUGGACGAGGCUCCAGCGAAAAAAAGGCAGGCUGAGAGAUCUGUGGAAACCUAUAGGGAUGAGGACGGCUUUCUAAGUAUGGAUUUAGUGCUUUCCUCAUGCUAA
Messenger RNA from Angiostrongylus costaricensis, 960 nucleotides. Lineage: Eukaryota; Metazoa; Nematoda; Chromadorea; Rhabditida; Metastrongylidae. The record is from the annotation of a GenBank genome assembly.